This is a messenger RNA of Dissoconium aciculare CBS 342.82, 843 nucleotides long. RefSeq lists its product as uncharacterized. Bases 139 to 843 code for a protein of 234 amino acids. The record is from RefSeq and is a predicted model, not a curated record. Lineage: Eukaryota; Fungi; Ascomycota; Dothideomycetes; Mycosphaerellales; Dissoconiaceae. The transcript is spliced from 4 exons.
AUUUGAGCUUUUAUAUAGUAGAUGAAGGGGGUGGGGAUGCCGAAUUGCUUCUGAAGGGGUUCAAAGGAUAACAGGACGUAGGGAAAUUUCGGUUCAAGCACGCCUAGUCGAGCGAAAAUUUGACAGAGCGAAUCAUUGAUGAUCAUGAGCGGAUCUCAUGGUUCUGACGGCGGACUCUCUGUGGUCACCGAUGCUGCGCAACCCGAUCUGAUCCCCUCGAAGACCAUCGCCAUCCUCGAGGAUCAUCUAUUACAUGACGUGAAAGGGAUAAAAUCAACUCCCAAAGGAUCACGCGGAAAGCCAUCAGGGCAAUGGUGGCCGGUUUCCAAGGUGGCGGACGUCGCCAAAGUGUGCGCAGAGUACGGUGCCACGUACGGUCCGCCCCUAAAGAGGAUCAGGUCACCGUCACAGAGCUCCCAAGGUUCCGACUUGGAAAGAUCUAUCGAACACGGGCGACGCGCCCCCGAGCUGCAUGCCGAUGACCACGUAGACUUUAUGGGCGAACCCGACCGGAGGGUUCUCCGAGCGACGGCGAGCAUGAUGUGCGGUUUACGACUGCGAACCAAGAGAGCAUCCCCCCACCAGGACAUUUGCGGACUGAUUGAGGAGACUAGCCCGUUGCACGAACGCGUGAAUUUGGACUUGCAGAAUGUUCCAGUAGAUCUUAGUCGACUCGCGCCUGGAAGAUGGCUCAACGAUUUCAUCAUCGUCGCCGCCCUGGAUAUGUUCAAGCCAGUGUCCAACUAUGUGCUCGUUGCCGAAUCCGGCGCCGUCCGUCUGGACCAAUGCGAUAAACAUUCAAUGACGAGUCGCUACCGCCCGCUCCUCCCAGCACUACACUAG